AUAAGGCUUUUAUCGCCGUAGAUCCGAACUCGACCGGACCCAUUUCAUAUCGAUCCGGCGUCGGCGUCGGCGUCAGCAUCACCGUCAGUAGCAGCAGCAUGUUUCUGUUCGACUGGUUCUACGGUGUGCUCGCGUCCCUCGGUCUCUGGCAGAAAGAGGCCAAGAUCUUGUUCCUCGGCCUCGAUAACGCCGGCAAGACCACCUUGCUCCACAUGUUGAAAGACGAGAGACUGGUGCAGCACCAGCCCACGCAGUAUCCAACAUCGGAGGAGUUGAGCAUUGGGAAAAUCAAGUUCAAGGCGUUUGAUUUGGGAGGUCAUCAGAUUGCUCGCAGAGUUUGGAGGGAUUACUAUGCAAAGGUAGAUGCUGUGGUGUACCUGGUGGAUGCCUAUGACAAGGAGCGGUUUGCAGAAUCCAAAAAGGAACUAGAUGCACUCCUUUCGGAUGAAGCCCUAGCCACUGUCCCAUUUCUAAUUCUAGGGAACAAGAUUGACCUACCAUCUGCUGCCUCGGAGGAUGAGUUGCGAUAUCACCUUGGGCUGACCAACUUCACCACUGGCAAGGGGAAGGUAAACCUAGCGGACUCAACUGUCCGUCCGCUAGAAGUGUUUAUGUGCAGCAUUGUACGGAAAAUGGGGUACGGCGAUGGUUUCAAAUGGCUCUCUCAAUACAUCAAGUAGGAGGAUGGUCGACAAGGUGUGCUACUACUUGUCGCGCCUUAAGUUGAAAAUUUAUUCAGUCUCCCUUGUUGUAUUUAGGCUCUUUCUUUGUCUUGGGAUUUGUGUAGAAGGAAAUAUCAAUGUCACUACUUUGUUAAAUUUUUAUUUUAGAGCAAGAAAGUAGUACGUUAUAUGCUCGUCUAUAUUUUGUUUUGUAAUAACAAUAGGGGUGUGCUAUCCACACACUCCUUUUUACUUCUCACA
Messenger RNA from Malus domestica (apple), 923 nucleotides. Its product is annotated as small COPII coat GTPase SAR1B. NCBI's taxonomy places the organism in Eukaryota, Viridiplantae, Streptophyta, Magnoliopsida, Rosales, Rosaceae. The record is from RefSeq and is a predicted model, not a curated record. Gene Ontology annotation, cellular component: COPII vesicle coat; endoplasmic reticulum exit site. Gene Ontology annotation, molecular function: GTPase activity; GTP binding. Gene Ontology annotation, biological process: endoplasmic reticulum to Golgi vesicle-mediated transport; membrane organization; intracellular protein transport.